Molecule: messenger RNA, 2594 nt
Organism: Drosophila grimshawi
Lineage: Eukaryota; Metazoa; Arthropoda; Insecta; Diptera; Drosophilidae
Gene: cd
Product: chorion peroxidase
Exons: 4
Coding region: 61-2562 (833 amino acids)
Biological process (GO): response to oxidative stress
Molecular function (GO): heme binding; peroxidase activity
Source: RefSeq, a predicted model, not a curated record
UCACUGGCUUUAACCAGCGGCUGCACUCCGACCUGCCGUCGCAUCAGUUGUGUUUUGAUCAUGACGGACGAAACAACGCCGCUGACCGCCAGCAGCUCCGGCUACGUUGUUUUGCCGCCCUACCAGGGGCCCAGCUAUGUCUUUCCGGGCGGUGUCUCACCGCGAGCCCGACGCUCCAAAAUGAAACAGUUCCAGUGCUGCAUCACCAUCACAUUUAUCGUGAUUGUAAUUGCCGCCUUGCUCCUGGCGCUGUGGUUAAGUGGCAGUGGCUACACUGGAAGCAGUGGCGAUGAUGAUGGUCCCAGCUACUUUUUUGCCACGAACGAAACGGAUGCGCCGUCGUUGUGGCAGACACUGGCCGCCAUCAAGAAACCCAUACCCGAUGAGCCGGAGACGGAUUGGGCGCUGCGCCAAGCGACGCUGGAUCCCAAUGAAGGUGCCCAGGCGGUGAGUGCGGGCAUCAAGGCGCUGGGCGAUCGUGAGAUACUCGAGGAGGGACUGCAGCCGAGUGCCUUUGAUACGCCCCAAUUUCGGCACUAUCGUUCGCUGAGCACCAAUCCGGAGGCCCGCAAGUUGGCGCGUCGUGGCUAUGUGGAGAACCAUGCGACGCUUAACAUUGCCCAGAGAUUUAACUAUACCAAGCAGCCGGGACGCAGCAAUAUUGGACUUGGUCCACCCAUAGUGCUUUUGGAUCCCACCGUGCUCCGUUUGGAUUGUGAUUUCAAUGAGCGUUUCAGGCGGAGCACAGGUGUCUGCAACAACAAGCUGCAUCCGCGCACCUAUGGCGCCUCCAUGGUGCCCUAUCGCCGCAUGGUGGCACCAGACUAUGCCGAUGGCAUUGCAGCGCCACGGAUUAGUCAUGUGGGUAAAUUGCCGCCGGCGCGUCAAGUCUCGUUGAGCAUUCAUCGUACCAGCUACGAAACAGAUUCGAAUUUCACUGUGAUGCUAGCGGUUUUUGGACAGUUCCUGGACCAUGAUAUUACGGCCACGUCGCUGACCACCUCGCAGGAGGGUGAAUCCAUUGAUUGCUGUGUGGCCAAGACGCAACAACAGCAUCCGGAAUGCUUUCCCGUCCAGAUACUCGCGGAUGAUCCAUACUACAAGCAGUACAAUCUGAGCUGCAUGAAUUUUGUGCGCUCAGCUCCAGCUCCAACUGGAAGAUUUGGACCACGUGAACAGUUCAAUCAGGCGACGGCUUUCAUUGAUGGCUCGGUUGUCUAUGGCAAUUUGGAGCAGCGGCAGCGCCAGCUGAGGAGCUACAUCAAUGGUACGCUGCGCAUGUUUCUCACCGAUGAUGGGAGGGAACUGUUGCCCAUCUCCUCGAAUCCGGAGGAUGGCUGCAAUCGUCUCCAGAUGACGCGUCAGGGUAAAUACUGUUUCGAGUCGGGCGAUGAUCGGGCCAAUGAGAAUCUGCUGCUCACCUCCAUGCAUCUGCUGUGGGCAAGGCAUCACAAUUAUCUGGCACGUGGAUUGAACGCGAUUAAUCCAGACUGGGAUGAUGAGCAUGUCUAUCAGGAGGCCCGGAAAAUACUCGCCGCCCAAAUAGCCCAUAUUACCUACAAUGAAUUUUUGCCCGUGCUCCUGGGUCGCAAUCUGAGCGAGGCGAAGGGUUUGCUGCCUGCCCGUGGACAGCCACACGCACCGGACACAUACGAUCCAGAGGUGAAUCCCAACAUUGCCAAUUGCUUUGCGGCGGCCGCUUUCCGAUUUGCCCACACGCUGCUGCCGGGUCUGUUCAAUGUGUCCAGGGACCACAGCACACCCGAGUCCAUUGAGCUGCACAAGAUGCUCUUCAAUCCGUUCUCGCUGUGGGUACGCCAUGGCAUCGAUCACGCCCUGCAGACAGCCUCGAAUACGCCGGUGCUCCGUGUGGAUCCCUUCUUUUCGCUGGAGAUCACCCAGAAGUUAUUCGAGGGCACUACCGAGGACCGGCUGCCCAUUUGUGGCCUGGACUUGGUUUCGCUGAAUAUUCAACGAGGUCGCGAUCAGGGUAUUCCCGCAUAUCCGGUUUUCAGGCGCCACUGUCGUCUGCCACCAGUGGAUACCUGGGAGCAGAUGGCACGAGCCGUCGACAACUCAACUCUGGAGUCCAUCAGACAAAUAUAUGCUUCGCCACAGGAUGUGGACCUCUAUACGGGUGCACUCAGUGAGCCGCCGCUAGAGGGCGCCAUCUUUGGUCCGCUGCUCAGCUGUUUGGUUUCUGAUCAAUUUAUACGCCUCAAACUUGGCGAUUCCUUUUGGUAUGAGCGUAAAAUAGGACCACAGAGAUUCACAAAAACACAACUGGAUGAAAUCUACAAGAGCAGCUUGGCUGCCAUCAUUUGUCGCAAUUCCGAUAACAUUCAACAGGUGCGUCCACAUCUUAUGGAACGCCAGCAAGGAGAUGACAAUCGCCAUGUAAACUGCACGAAUUUGGAGGGCUUUCAAUUUGACUUUCAGCCCUGGUCGGAGGCGAUAAUGGAGCCCCAACUGCACAGGGCGGGCUUUAGUCAGGCAAUGUCAUUGGUGCGGCUGAUGCAUAAUAAUAAUAUAAAAGCAACGAUCAAUCAUGAAAGACUGUAGCUACAUUUAUAAAUAAUAAAUACCCCCGAUCG